AUGAAGUCAACAACAUUAAUUGCCCUCGCGGCUUCACUACUACCCACGGAGGGACUCGUACUCAGGAAGAGCGAAAGCAGCGCACCAAGGGUGGUUGGAUUGGACCUGCACCGCGCGACAAUACCGUACACACGCAACAAGAGGGACAUGUUGAGGAAGAGAGGUUCAGUGCAAGCGACUUUGGACAAUUUGGAAACUUUGUAUUUUGUGAACGGCUCUCUCGGAACACCAGCACAGCCUAUGCGACUUCACCUCGACACCGGAAGUAGUGAUCUCUGGGUUAACACUGCAAGUUCGGCUCUUUGCAAAGGUCAAGGCACGCCAUGCUCCGUGUCCGGUACCUACUCGGCCAACGAUUCGUCAACCUACAACUACGUCGGAAGCUGGUUCAACAUUAGUUAUGUCGACGGCUCGGGAGCGACUGGAGAUUACGUGACGGAUAAGUUCACCAUUGGCGGAUCUACUUUGACCGACUUCCAGUUCGGUGUCGGCUACACGAGUUCAUCCGCGCAAGGCAUCCUAGGAGUCGGAUACAAGGUCAACGAAGUGCAGGUUGGGCGUGCCGGUUUGGCCUCCUACGACAACCUGCCCGCCAAGAUGGUCUCUCAGGGCCUCAUCCAAUCCAGCGCCUUCAGCUUGUGGCUGAAUGAUCUGGACGCGAGCCAGGGAAACAUUCUUUUCGGCGGAGUCGACACGGAGCGUUUCGAAGGCGAGCUCAAGACCGUACCCAUCCAGAAGGAGUCUGGCAGCUACGCCGAGUUCCUCAUCACCCUGACAAAGGUGACGCUCGGCUCAAAGACGUUGGACGAAAACAUGGCCCUGGCCGUCCUGCUCGACUCGGGUUCCAGUCUCACGUAUCUCCCCGACGACAUGACCACGACAAUCUACUCCAUGGUGGGCGCCGUCUACCAGCAAGAAGAGGGCGUCGCCUUCAUCCCCUGCUCCACGGCCAACUCGGGCUCCAACAUGACCUUCACCUUCUCGGGCCAGCCCAUCACGGUACCCAUCGACGAGCUCGUGCUCGACCUCGUCGCCAUCACCGGCAAGCGCACGUCCUUCUCCAACGGCGUCGAGGCCUGCCUCUUUGGCAUCGCGCCCGCCGGCGACGGCACAAACGUCCUCGGCGACACGUUCCUGCGCUCGGCGUACGUGGUCUACGACAUUGACAACAACGAGGUCUCGUUGGCGCAGACCAAGUUCAACGCCACGAGCACGAAUGUUCUCGAGAUUGGCAAGGGCAGCAGCGCCGUGCCGUCUGCCGUCGCCGUCGCGAGCCCCGUGUCCGCCACGGACGGCAUCGUCCGUGGAGGAAAGAAUGCCGCGCCGUCGUUGGCGCCACUGGCGGCGUCCAUCUUUGCGGGGUCCGUUGCCUUUGCGACUGGGUUCUCGCUCUACCUUUUCUAA
Colletotrichum abscissum is the source of this 1404-nucleotide messenger RNA. RefSeq names its product eukaryotic aspartyl protease. The coding region runs from base 1 to 1404 and encodes 467 amino acids. The transcript has 2 exons. NCBI's taxonomy places the organism in Eukaryota, Fungi, Ascomycota, Sordariomycetes, Glomerellales, Glomerellaceae. Gene Ontology annotation, molecular function: aspartic-type endopeptidase activity. The record is from RefSeq and is a predicted model, not a curated record. Gene Ontology annotation, biological process: proteolysis.